UUUUGUUCUUUUGAUUUUGCUUAUAGGGAUGAAUGUUUUUGCAUGGAGAUUCACGCACCAGAAGAGUUCUCGUUGUGAUGUUUCGUCCAACACCUUCAGUACUAUAUUAACGCAGACUACACCUAAACAAACUAAGAAUUAAAUGCUCAACAACAUAGAAACCAACAAGCUAAACAUAAACUAAAAUCUCAGAAAUAGAUUGCCUAAGGUGCAAGCUGCUUCCUUGGAACUUUUCCCCCGGUGAUUUUCCUAGCGAUUUGCUUGGAACGAGCCAUAUUGAAAUCAAACAAUCAAAUUGCUAGAAUUUUCUUUCAAUAACGAAGGCUGACCAAUGUGCUGGUUUUUAUGGAAAAAAGAAAAGAGUUAUUAACACUCAAAGUCAGUUUUCAUGUUUUUAUUACACUAUAGGUCAGUUUCAGCUACCAAAGUAAUUUUUAUAGGUUAUUUACAUAUUUGUUUCUAACUAAUUGUUAACAAUAGUGGUUUCUAGUUUCUUUCUUUUAUGUGCUGACCAAUUCUUAUUUUAAAUGAUAUUAAAUUUUAUAAUUGACAAAAAGCAGACAAUUACUUUUUAUUUCUAGCAAUAUAUUCACAUUUCUCAACAGUGAAAAAAAAAUUUCUUUUGCGAUGAUCGUAAUUUCAGCCGAUCCCACAAAAGACGCGGUGAUAUCACAGUGUAGACGAUUGGGUAACCGAUAUAUAAGUAUUUGGUGGAGAAGAGCUAUGGCAAUUUGGAUAUAAUAUGCCAAAGCUUGAAAUUAAAACUUGUUUUCUGUUUUUUUCUCUUGGUUUUGGAUUCUAAUCGGUUAAUCUAUAUAAUAUUUGUAAGUUCUAAAGGUAAAACGCAAAACCAAUGAAGAUUUCAUUAUAAAAAUCAACGGCGGUUGUGAGUUAUAUUUGCAGAAAACACAGAAAACCAUGAUAUGAAAAAGAUGAAAUUAUUACAAAAUUGCCACUCAUUAAAAAAAGAUUUUUUUUAAGAUUGGAUAACCACGUAGACGUGUACAUAAUGUUAGUGUACACAUGUUUGGGUACACAAGUACAUUGGAUGACCACGUGGAUGUGUACAUAAUGUUAGUAUACGCAUGUACAUGUUAAAGUGAUAAAUUUGUCUUUGUAGGUAUAAGGACAAGGAAGCGUGGUUUACGUGAAUAAAAAAUGUUCUCGUUGUUUUGAAUGAGACUUACUUUAGAUCUUGAUAGCAUAUGUGUUAUAUUUCUGACUUUGUUUAUGUGACAUAUAUUAUGGAUGUACACAUGUACAAUAUUUGGUGUACGCAUGUACAAUAUUAUAUAUUCUUGAUGUACAUAUAUACUUGAAUCAUGUCUCACUAUUGUUUGUAAAAAGAGAAAUACUAUGGGCCAUAAUGAUAUUUGAUGUGUACAUACAAAAACUACUCAUGUGUACAUAUAUGAUAUCUCAUGUUUUUAAUGACUUUUAGCAUUUUGUUUUAAAUAUUUUAAUCAUUUUGAUUGUAUAUUAGUCCAGAUUGCAACAUUAAAAAGUAUUGAGGUAAAUUUGUGAAGCAAUUUGAUCAGAUUAGAAGUUUGAGGCAUAUUAUGAAAGAAACAGUAAACUAGAGGACCAAAAUUGCAAAAAUGUGAUACUCUUCCAUUGAUAUUGCAGAUCGCACUUCUUGCCAGUAUCGUUGACGACAACGGAGUUGAUGAACAAUACACAAAAUUCAAUUCAUCUUCAUUGUGCGUGUGUGAUAAGGUCUUAUAGCAUACAUGUGUAAAGAAAAUAUGGUGGUGUACAUGUGUACGAGAAAUAUGAUAGUGUACAUAUUUAAAACAACCAUAAAUUAAUCAAGCUAAGACCAACCAUAAAGCUAGCAUGAAAACACACACACUAAUCAGAAGUUCUUAAACAAGGUAUGAAUGAUGAUAUUUAGGUUCAGUCAGAUUUCAAGGAUGCUUCGACCCUGCGUGUACAUGGGAAGAAAGAAAAAACUUCACAUGUACAUUGUGUUAGCAUUAUGUGAGUUCAUGAAGUCGCAGAAGCUUAAUUAUUUAGAUAGAAAACCUACAAAAAGCCAAAAAUGUGUACACAAUCACUUUGAUGUAUAAUACAAAAUUAAGUGUACACAUGUACAGUUUGAAUGUAAUGUACACACGACUUUUUUUCUUUAAUGUUGCAAAAUUACAAAAAUAAUCUCAUCUUCUUCCUUAGCCAUUGUCGACCAGAAACCUUAAUCUCUGCAUAUCUCGCCUAUUUUCCACGAUUUUUUACAUUCUCAACUUGUUUUUUAUGUAUUUUUACCCAAAUGUGAUAGAUUUCAAUCCUAAUUCAUGGCAAUAAUGAGUCAGAGUGGCGAGAAGAUGUUUAUGGUAUAGACGAGAGUCUCCAACGUCUCUACCGUUGAUGUUGCCGUCGAAUACGCAUCACUACACCACCAUCAGUCAAGUAUCUUCAUAUAUCUCAAAAUAUAGCUUAGGAAAAAAGACAAUGAUUAAAGAUAACUUUUCUGGAAAAAUGAAUUUGGAAGAAUCAUAUUUCAUUUCCGAAAAUUACAGAGAAGUAUAAAGGGAAAGAGGAAGAAGAAGGUUACAGAAUCCCACUUUAUUUUAGUUAGUGUAAUGAGUAUUAGCUGUCAAUGUUAUUUAGUUAGUUUACGAGUGAAAAUGAAAUUUAGUUAGAAAAAAGUGUCUGAGUAGUAAUAAGUGUCUUAUUGUGUUAAUAAAACUCAUAAACUAUCUCUCAAUGUAAUUCUUUCAAAAGAAAAUGGCAAGUGAGCUGCCAAAACAAGGAUAUUAGCUAUCUAUAGUAGACUACAUCAUUGUAUUUGGUCGAAGUCUGUAGAGGUUAAAAGCCUUUGUACUAAGAUUUGGAUGAAUGAACGAGAUACUGAGUUAAAAAAAAAAAAAAGCUAUCUAUGGCUGAGACUUUCUAGAUGUCAAUCCGCGUGUUCUCUUAUCAACCAAUUAAAACAGUCCAUAUGAAGCAUUCUACCUAUCCGUGUGAUUAUUAAAACAGUCCACUAGGCUACCUAAAAUUUUCAAUUAUAAUUGAUUCUACAAAUGUAACUAAAUCAGUAAAAUAGCGUUUGAUUAACAUAAGUAGAGUUUAAAAAAUCUUGUUUACCCUAUAUUUAAGUUUGUCAAUUUUAAAAGUGGAAGAUAAAAACGUAAGAUUAGAUACCAUGAUUAGGUAGUAAAAUGGUGAUUCACGAAAAUGUGAGUUAAAUCAUCUGAUCCACAACAUCUAACUCCAGAUUUAGCUUCCCAACUGCUAAUAAUAAUAAUAAUCACUCAUAGACAAAAACAUGAAACUCUCUUUGCUUCUGAAAUACCUCACAAAGAUUAAACUUCAAUUAAUUUGCAUUGUUGCUGAAAGAAGACAUAAGAGAAUAUCGUCUUUCUUGUUCAGGUCCUGGAAUUUGUUGGUUUUUGUAAGUUGUUUUUCUUUAACAGCCCAUCAGUAUUUUGCGUACAGUCACUUGGUUUCAAUAAUUUCUAUGUGAAAAGCUUGCUUUUCUUUUUUUAAAGAUUUUGUAAGCUCAGGAAAAGGAGCUUGACGGAUCUUGAAACAGAGGAUGUGUUACACGCUUUAAUGGAUGCAUAACUUGCCGUUACAAGUUAGUUAUGAGCCGAUGACGUGUCGUUGUCUCAUUGGUUCCAGGAUAUUACUUUGGCGUGAAUCAAAGAAGAUCUGGAAGAUUUGGGCUUAUCACAAUAUUAGGAAAAUAAGAUAUUGUGCUAAGGGUAUUUAACCUGAUUACCUUGGGUAGAUUUAGGUUAGCGUUGAAGAGGAUAAAGAGCUAGAGCAAGAGGUUUGUUCUUGUGAGCUUAAGAAAGACGAGUGACUUGUUAGUGCAGCUCGUGCUUCCAUUACGAGAGAUUAGAAAUUGGUCCGUCUCUAGUCGUGUGUGACUGAGAGUAAUUCGGAUUAAACAAAUCUAAGAAGAUUGUUUAACAUAUUUCUAAUAUACAAUAAAGCGUUCUUGGUGUUUUUUGUUUGUGUUCCUGUUUCUGGUGAUCUUUGAACUUUCAUUUGGUAUCAGAGCGGGAAACCUCUGUGGUAUCACAUACUACUAACAGGUUAAGAUCCUGCGGAUUUCAUGGACACCAUGAAGGAACUAUUUGGAAUUCAGAAACCUACAUGCUGGACAGUGGUAACUUCGGUCAUUGGAAGGCAAGAAUGCGACAGUUGAUCAGAGGAAUUGACGAGGAUGUGUGGACUGCAGUGGAAGAAGGUUGGUAUGUUCCUACGAUGAUGACUGAUGAAAAAACACUGGCUCCAAAGCCAAAGGACAGGUGGACUGAUCAAGAGAGCAAACAAUGAUCGAGUACCUUUCAUACCUUUUAUGUGUAAUUACAAUGUAAAACAGUCACGAGUUUCUAAGGAUACUAAAAGCACCCUUAUCGCCAAAGUUUCUCAACUUGGUAUUUUGAUAUCACCCAACUUAUCCUAAGGAGUGACUUUUACUCUCUCAAAUAAGAGGUUCAGAUGUAGUACUUAGGGAUCAAAUCAACAAAGACUCUGGGAUUACACAAUAGAUUUGAAGUUUUUGAAGUAAUGCUAGACGGUUAUGAUUAAAGCAGUAAAUGAAGCUAAAGUUUGGUGAACAAGGUAGUUGUUCAGAUGAUUGGUUUUAGGUUUUAAACAAUUAAAGAUGAAUAGCUAGAUUCAGGUGAUUUCUCAGGUAUGACAAGUAUGUCUUCUAUGAAUUAUUAUGAGUUUAUAAAUAUUAAUUGUUCUUGAACACAAACUUAAUUUAUAAUCUAUCCACUUUCGUUUGUUCAGAUUAUCCACUGUCUAGAUCUCUGAUCUCAACUUCCAUUUGUUAAUCAAGAAAAAGUUUCGAUCGAUGAUUUUAUAUGAAUAUCGAUCGAUACACCUUUUAAAACGUCAAUCGAUGUAACUGUCGUUACGCCGAUUGAUGUUUAUUCUAGCAGACUAUACAAAUGGGUUUAAUAGGUUCUCUAAUCUCCUAGACCAACUUUCAGGUGUAUCUAGUUAAUUAGAUCAUACUAGUUUAGUUUCCGGUAAUUAACCAAGCUUCCGCUUGCGCCAAUUAAUCCUAAGAUCUAAGUUCGGGGUGAUCAAGGCUAGACUGUAAGAACAACUAGAUGAAGAACUAUUUAAUUUUCUAAUUAAUAUUCAAUUCAGCAGUACAUAGAUCAACCUUUGAAGAACUCUAAAUCAAACAGUAAGACUACUCAGACAUAUUCAUAAGAAACAUUAUGAUGGUCUGAAUAAUACUCAAUAAUAUAAAUAUGAAAAGUAAACAAACUAUGAGUAAUAGAACAAGGGAGUUUAAGAUCUUCUAUGUUUAUGCAAUUCAUAUCUCUCUCUCCAAUCCUAAGCUCUCUUGCUAAGUGUAGAAAAUGGCUUCCUCUCCAAAAUGUAUCUCUCUAAAAGUUUGUGUCUAGGUAAAACAUGAAAACCCCUAAUAAAUAGCUUAAUAGGCGGCCAGGGACUUAUGGUGCAAAUCAUGAAACUUCUGGAUAAAAUUCGUAAUUUCCUUAAGUUGGCUUUGCAUAUGGCUCGGCGUCGAUCGAAAUUGAUGUUGAUCUGUUGAUCGAUGUUUUCUUCAAUAAUCGACCUCACUUUGAUGUUUUCGGCAAUGCUUCCAUGAAAGCUCAAAAUUUCUCCAAAAUCACCACUUUACUCCAAUAGGUACAUGAGUUUGUAAAUACUCUAAAAGACUCCAAAAUACAUAUAAAAUGCUUUAAAAAAUAUGUAAAUCAUAGAUAAAAAUGAGUAAAAUCCAAGGUCUAUUAACUCUCCAAACUUAUUAUUUUGCUUGUCCUCAAGCAAAAUAUAAGACAAUGGUCUGAAAAAAGGUUUUAGAAACAGCAGGGAUUCACAAAAUUUAAGGUUACUAUUCUCAAUUCUGCAAAUAUGAUAGAUGAAAAUGAAUCAUUACUAACCUUACUUGAUUCGAUGUACUACACUUUAGCUUAAUCACUAUUACCAUAUAUCUCACAACUCUACUAAUAACGCCUGAUAUACCUCUCUACUAACCUUAUUUAUGCACAAACUAAUUUCAAAUGUUCUGACACUAUACUAAAAUUCAACUUUUUACUGCUAUAGAUAUUUUCCUAAUUUUAUACUCCAUCCGUUUUAAAAUAGAUGAUGUUUUAGAAGGACUAUUUUGUUUCAGUUUACAUAAAGUUUUGAGAAUUUAAGGUUAAAUUUAAUUUUAUUGAAAACUGUUCAACCAAUUAGAUUUUACGGUAUAUUUAAUAAUUGGUCAACUGAUUUUUAAAUUAUAUAUUUAAAAUAUUUUUUUAGAAAAAACGUAAUUUUUUUAAUCUUUGUGCACUAUUACAAAGUAUUAUGAAACAGAGGGUUUUUGGCCUAAUUCACUUUUAUCUUUUUUUUAACACAGUUAAUAAUCAAUACAGCUUGGCGCAACUACACAAACAACAAUACAGAAAGGCCCAUUGCCUUUGUAAAAUUGGCGCGAGGAUAUCCCGCCUAAAUCGAGGAUACAAUCUGAUAACACAGAGUGUUAUUGUGCCCUAAAUUCCCGGCGCCGGAGAGAGAGAGAGAAAAUGGCGGGAGAAGAUUCAGACAAUCAGCCGUCGUCGCCAGCUUCACCUUCAUCCGCUGGGUUCAACACCGACCAGUUACCUUUCAGUACAAGCCAGAACUCCGAGAAUUUCUCGGAUGAAGAAGAAGCCGAGGUAGAUCCGCAAGUCAUAAGAGAUGAGCCUGAGGACGAGGAAGAAGAAGAAGAAGAAGAAGGAGAAGAUCUCUUCAACGAUAACUUCCACCAAGAUUAUGAGAAAAGAGAUGAGCAAGAUCAGUAUGAGUCUGUUGGAUUGGAUGAUUCCGUCGUCGACAACAGAGGUCUAGGUCAGAUUGCGCUUGACCGUCGCGCCGCUGAGGCUGUCCUCGAUGCUCGUGAAACUCGCCUCGCUAAUCGCAAGCUUCCUCAUCUCCUUCACGAUAAUGAUUCAGAUGAUUCGAACUAUCGACCUUCGAAGAGGGCUCGAGCUGCGGUUCCACCAAGAGGCAAUGGCCGUGAUCCUGAUGGAAACCCAAGUUCCCCACUGCCUGAUGUCUCAAUGACUGAUCAAACAGAUGAUUAUCAAGAUGAGGAUGAUGAAGCAGAGUUUGAGAUGUAUCGUAUCCAAGGCAGUCUGAGGGAAUGGGUUAUGAGAGACGAAGUGCGUCGUUUCAUUGCUAAGAAGUUCAGAGACUUCUUGCUCACUUAUGUCAAACCAAACAGUGAGAAUGGAGAAUAUGUUCGUCUGAUUAAUGAAAUGGUCUCAGCUAAUAAGUGCAGUCUAGAAAUCGAUUACAAAGAAUUCAUACAUGUCCACCCGAAUAUUGCCAUCUGGCUAGCGGAUGCUCCACAACCUGUUCUCGAAGUCAUGGAGGAAGUUUCAGAAAAGGUCAUCUUUGAUCUGCAUCCAAACUACAAGAAUAUUCACCAGAAGAUUUAUGUUCGUGUUACUAAUCUACCAGUUAAUGAUCAGAUUAGGAACAUAAGGCAGAUUCAUCUUAACACAAUGAUCCGCAUUGGUGGAGUUGUCACGAGGCGUUCUGGUGUCUUUCCUCAGCUUCAGCAGGUGAAAUAUGAUUGUAACAAGUGUGGAGCGAUAUUGGGACCUUUCUUCCAAAACUCGUAUUCAGAAGUCAAAGUUGGUUCUUGUUCUGAAUGCCAGUCAAAAGGACCGUUUACUGUCAAUGUCGAACAGACGAUAUACAGGAACUAUCAGAAGCUUACCAUCCAAGAGUCUCCAGGAACAGUGCCUGCUGGACGACUUCCAAGACACAAGGAAGUUAUCUUGCUGAAUGACCUUAUUGAUUGUGCUCGUCCUGGGGAAGAAAUUGAGGUUACUGGCAUAUAUACCAACAAUUUUGACCUGUCUUUGAACACAAAGAAUGGGUUUCCUGUCUUUGCCACUGUGGUCGAGGCAAAUUAUGUUACAAAGAAGCAAGACCUCUUCUCUGCAUACAAGCUAACACAGGAAGACAAGACUCAAAUCGAAGAGCUAUCCAAGGAUCCACGUAUAGUUGAACGUAUCAUUAAGUCAAUUGCUCCGUCAAUAUAUGGCCACGAAGAUAUCAAGACAGCUAUAGCUCUUGCGAUGUUUGGAGGCCAAGAGAAAAACAUUAAAGGGAAGCACAGACUGCGUGGAGACAUUAAUGUACUUCUACUAGGAGAUCCAGGAACAGCAAAAUCACAAUUUCUGAAAUAUGUUGAGAAAACGGGCCAGAGAGCUGUCUACACGACUGGGAAGGGAGCUUCUGCUGUUGGUCUGACUGCAGCAGUACACAAGGAUCCAGUUACAAGGGAGUGGACUCUUGAAGGAGGGGCUCUUGUACUUGCUGACCGAGGAAUCUGUCUUAUCGAUGAGUUUGAUAAGAUGAAUGAUCAGGACAGGGUGAGCAUCCAUGAAGCCAUGGAACAGCAGAGUAUUAGUAUAUCGAAGGCAGGAAUUGUUACUUCUCUGCAAGCUCGUUGCUCUGUUAUUGCUGCAGCUAAUCCAGUUGGUGGAAGGUACGAUUCAUCCAAAUCAUUUGCACAGAAUGUGGAGUUGACAGAUCCGAUCCUUUCUCGUUUUGAUAUCCUUUGUGUUGUCAAGGAUGUGGUUGACCCAGUGACAGAUGACAUGCUUGCUGAAUUUGUUGUCAAUAGUCACUUCAAAUCACAACCUAAAGGUGGUAAAAUGGAUGAUAGCGAGCCCCAAGAUGACAAUCAUGGAUCUAGCGGUUCUUCUGAUCCCGAGGUUCUUCCCCAGAACUUGCUUAGGAAAUACUUAACAUACUCGAAGUUGUAUGUAUUCCCUAAACUGAGUGAAAUUGAUGCCAAGAAGUUGGAAACUGUUUAUGCUAAUCUAAGAAGAGAAUCAAUGAACGGACAAGGGGUCUCUAUUGCGACAAGGCACCUGGAGUCAAUGAUCCGAAUGUCUGAAGCAAAUGCUAGGAUGCACCUUAGACAGUAUGUCACAGAAGAUGAUGUUAACAUGGCCAUUCGUGUCCUGCUUGACUCUUUCAUAUCAACUCAGAAAUUCGGUGUUCAGAGAACCCUGAGAGAGAGUUUUAAACGAUACAUUACAUACAAAAAGGACUACAACUCACUGCUGCUCGUUCUUCUGAAAGAGCUAGUGAAGAAUGCUUUGAAGUUUGAAGAAAUCAUUACGGGAUCAAACUCGGGACUAUCUUCGAUCGAAGUUAAGAUAGAGGAGCUGCAGACGAAGGCCAACGAAUACGACCUCGCAGAUUUACGGCCGUUCUUUUCGAGCAAAGAUUUUGCCAAAGCUCAUUUCGAGUUGGAUCAUGGUCUAGGAGUGAUCAAAUUUCCUAGAAGGCUAGUCACUUGGUAAACAAGGCAAAAGCUUCUGGCUACUAAAAACCUACUUGAGUUUUCACUAGACAUUCGAAUAUUGUUGGAUUUUUAGAAGAUUGUUUCGUUUCAAGUGAAGAUCAUAAGUUGUUCUAAGAUUUUAACUCGGUUUGUCUACCUUGAAAUCUAAACUUUGAGCCUUAGGCACCUCUGUGACGAAUUAGAACCGGCUUUGAGUUGGUCACAGAAAUCUUAUAGAUUUUGGUAUUUUAAGAUAUACAAAAAUUUUAUUUUCGAGAAGA
This is a messenger RNA of Brassica rapa (field mustard), 9549 nucleotides long. Its product is annotated as DNA replication licensing factor MCM2. Gene Ontology annotation, biological process: double-strand break repair via break-induced replication; mitotic DNA replication initiation; DNA replication. Gene Ontology annotation, cellular component: nucleus; MCM complex. The record is from RefSeq and is a predicted model, not a curated record. Gene Ontology annotation, molecular function: ATP binding; single-stranded DNA helicase activity; single-stranded DNA binding. NCBI's taxonomy places the organism in Eukaryota, Viridiplantae, Streptophyta, Magnoliopsida, Brassicales, Brassicaceae.